AUGGCGUUUCGCACUAAUCUCUGCUAUUGGCAAGUAGCCAAUCUGAUCUAUCAGAAAGACCUCGAUACGGUCUAUCGCUUAACGGCAGGACCGGGAGUGUUAAUGAAGCUUCCCCCAUCUACAUCUUUUACCUCCACUACACAUGUCCCAACCCAACCGGCCGCACCCUCGCUCGCUGCCAAAUCCCUCGCCGGGCCCGUCGACCCCUCCGGCAUCUACCAAUAUGGCUUCCCCGGUCCUAUCGCCGACACCUUGCUUUCAGCUCCCCUGGCUGGUGCAUACGACCGUCGGACGCGCAACCCUGCUUGGGUAGCUGAGCACAUCACGCCUGCCUCACUGGCGACGAAAAACGCAGACCGCAAACACAGCACCUUCUACGAAGACACUACCAUCCCCGCCGCCUUCCGCGCCAAACUGGCCGACUACUUCCGUUCCGGUUACGAUCGAGGCCAUCAAGUGCCCGCUGCCGACGCAAAAUGGUCACAGGAAGCGAUGGAUGCUACAUUUUCCUUGACAAACAUGUGUCCCCAGGUGGGCGAGGGAUUCAACCGGGACUACUGGGCGCAUUUCGAGGAGUUCGGCCGCAACCUGGCUAAGAAGUAUCCCUCCGUCCGGAUCGUUACCGGUCCUCUGUAUCUCCCCCACCGUGACUCAGAUGGUAAAUGGCGUGUUUCCUACGAGGUAAUUGGUAACCCGCCUAAUGUUGCCGUGCCGACACACUUCUAUAAGGUGAUCUACGCGGAGGAGGGCCCUGUCUCACCUACUGGAAAGGUCGCCCUGGGCGCAUUUGUCUUGCCUAAUGCCCGUAUCCCCAACGAGAAGAAGUUGACCGAGUUUGAGGUGCCGGUUGAGGUGGUCGAGCGCGCUAGCGGCCUGGAGUUUGUUUCCAAGUUGGAGGCGAACCGUCGCAAGCGUCUCUGCCAGGAGGUCAAGUGUGACGUUAUCGUGCGCGAGUUCAAUAACUCGGCCAAGCGGAACUAG
Molecule: messenger RNA, 981 nt
Organism: Aspergillus alliaceus
Lineage: Eukaryota; Fungi; Ascomycota; Eurotiomycetes; Eurotiales; Aspergillaceae
Product: DNA/RNA non-specific endonuclease
Exons: 2
Coding region: 1-981 (326 amino acids)
Biological process (GO): apoptotic DNA fragmentation
Cellular component (GO): mitochondrial inner membrane; nucleus
Molecular function (GO): single-stranded DNA endonuclease activity; nucleic acid binding; metal ion binding
Source: RefSeq, a predicted model, not a curated record